Didymodactylos carnosus is the source of this 291-nucleotide messenger RNA. Lineage: Eukaryota; Metazoa; Rotifera; Eurotatoria; Philodinida; Philodinidae. The record is from the annotation of a GenBank genome assembly.
AUGUCUGCUCCAAUGGAUCAGUUUGACCAAAAAGCGAUAGAUCACAUUCGGUCUGGUAAUAAUCAUCCACUACUAUUAGGAGAUCAACAAUCUCUCGCAGUAGGAAGUAAUGUUUCAUUAUUUAAAUGUAUACAUGAAAAUAACUUUAACAAAUAUCAACUUCCAUUAUCGCCUUUACAAGUUGUUUUACCACAAGUGUUGAUUCGGGAGCCAUCAACGAUUAUCGCAAGCAUUGAUAUACACCCUAACCAUUUCGGAGGAUAUCCAUUAGUUGCUGAUGAAGAUGUUUAA